This is a messenger RNA of Rubroshorea leprosula, 1055 nucleotides long. NCBI's taxonomy places the organism in Eukaryota, Viridiplantae, Streptophyta, Magnoliopsida, Malvales, Dipterocarpaceae. The record is from the annotation of a GenBank genome assembly.
AAAGCCUCACCUCUUCCACCGAUCACCAUGGCAUACUCUGUUCUGUUUGCUCUGUUCUUCUUGACCAUUUUCACCUCCCAAGCCGCUCCACACCAAACCACUUCACUUUCAUCAGCCACCCAUGCCGCUUCAUCAUCUUCAAUACCUCUGGUAUUGAUAAACCUUUUAGUCCAAAACCGUUCCUCUCCCCAAACGAUUAACCAAAACCUCAAAUUACUGCCAAUGGACGAGGGAGACGAGCCAGGGAAGGUCAAGUAUUGUCGUGCUGGUGGACAAAACGACUCUAGAGAAUUCUUUCUAGAGGAGAAUUUCCACCCUGGCAUGGACAUUCUCUUUCCCGUAUCUGCCAUGUCUGCCAUUACCUUUGCUGCCCACGCUGCCGAGAAGCCCGAUAUCUCCACCAAGGAGCUGCCGGAUAUCCUUGAUGAAUUUGGCGUCAAUCCAAAUUCAACCCAAGCAGAAUCACUGAACGACACCCUUACAAUUUGCAAGUCGGCUCCUCUGCGAACAGAGAGGAAGCUCUGUGUGACAUCCUUGGAGGGAAUGGUCAAAUUCGUGGUGUCCAUUUUGGGGCAUCACGUUCGGCUCUACAGCAGUCAAAUACAAGAUUCCUCCAUUUUGGAAUUGAAGGUCCAGAGCAAGGAAUUUGUGGCAAGCAAUGUGGUUGCUUGCCACAAACUGGUAUACCCCUAUUCUCUUUACCUUUGUCAUUCCUUUUCCCGUACAAAAACAUACCGGGUGCCAUUGAUGGGCGGGCUUUGGGGAUCAAAAGCCACCCAAAUUGUAACCUGUCACGAAGACACCUCUGAUUGGAACCCCAAACACAUUGCUUUUCAAAUUCUUGGUGUCAAACCCGGGAACAAGACGAUCUGUCACACAAACACCAUAUAUAGUCUUGUGUGGGGAGGGAUUUCUAUCUGAAUGUGUGGGAAAUGCCAAAGUUUAGAUGAAUAAAAGCUUAUUUUUCAAUUCUGUUUUUUAAUCCUGCUCGUGUUGCGAAUCCAUGUAAUUUAGUGUGUGGUUUGACUUAAAAUGAAUAAAAUAUGAUAUUAUUA